CUGAGAUUUUUCGUCCCUUACUUUCGUUGGUAAUAUGAAAGAGAGAAAAACUAGGUUCACGUAAGACCGAUAGCGUUAUAAGGUAUUUGUGUUUUGUGAAUUUCACGGAGUUUCAUUGGUUUAGUGUUGUUGAAGCCGUCGUGGAAAAAGGUCACCAUGUCUCUAGUAUCACAAGCCUUCCAGUCAAGCAAGAUCGUGCCAGAUGUCAUCCCGACACCACCCUCUGCAAACAUUGAGCUGAAGUACCCAAGCGGUGCAGUGGCCUCCCAGGGUAACGAGCUGACCCCCACGCAGGUGAAGGACCAGCCCAAUGUCUCCUAUGAAGCCGACCCUAACGCAUUUUACACUCUUGUCUUCACUGACCCUGACAAUUACGACGGUCCUGAACCCGUCUACCGCGAGUGGCACCAUUGGCUGGUGGGCAAUAUCCCCGGCAGUGACGUCAGCAAGGGGGAGGUGCUGUCAGGAUACAUCGGCUCCGGCCCACCAGAGGGCACCGGCAUCCACAGAUAUGUCUACAUCCUGUACAAACAGCCUGGCAAGCUGGCGUUUGAUGAAAAGAGGCUGACUAACAAGUCAAUCGAUGGUCGUGCUGCCUUCUCCACGAAGAAGUUCGCAGAGAAAUACAACCUCGGAGCUCCCGUCGCCGGCAACUUCUACCGCGCACAAUUCGACGAUUUUGUUCCAUUGCUCUACAAGAGCCUGGGUGUUUAAAUCGAUUUAAUUCUACUGUAAUAUGUAAAUAUUUUGUU
Messenger RNA from Spodoptera exigua (beet armyworm), 752 nucleotides. Lineage: Eukaryota; Metazoa; Arthropoda; Insecta; Lepidoptera; Noctuidae. The record is from the annotation of a GenBank genome assembly.